CCGCGGCCCGGGGCUCCCGCGGCCCCGCCGAGCCGCCGCCUCCCCCGGCCCGCCGAGGCCAUGGCGGCCAUCCAGAACCUGCAGCUGUGGUGCAAGCAGCAGUGCGAGGGCUACCGCGACGUCAGCAUCACCAACAUGACCACCUCGUUCCGCGACGGCCUCGCCUUCUGCGCCAUCCUCCACCGGCACCGGCCCGACCUGAUAAACUUCAACUCCCUCAGUAAAGAAAAUGUGUAUGAGAAUAACAAGUUGGCAUUUCGAGUGGCAGAGGAGGAGCUGGGGAUCCCAGCCUUGCUGGAUGCAGAGGAUAUGGUUGCUCUAAGGGUACCAGACAGGCUGAGCAUCCUCACCUAUGUUUCCCAGUAUUAUAACUACUUCCAUGGACGAUCUCCUAUUGGAGGCAUGGCUGGAGUCAAGCGUCCUUCCUCUGAACCUCGGGAGCAGCCUCUUGGGAAGAAAGCUGUUUCAGAGCCUCCUAAUCCAGUGCCACCAAAACUGCCUCCUGCCCACCCACCAGCCAGAGCUAAGCCAAAAGAAACCUCCCCAGUCGCCACAAAAGAGGUCCUGGCAGAGAGUGGGAACCUCCCCAGCAGCAGCUGUGGGGUCUGUGGGAAUCAUGUGCACCUGGUGCAGCGCUGCCUCGUUGAUGGGAAGCUCUAUCACAGGAACUGCUUCAGGUGCAGGCAGUGUUGGAACAUGCUUCUUCCUGGAAACUACAAAGCUGGGCCUGAGCCUGGUACGUUCAUCUGUACCAGCCACCAGCAGCCAGACAGUGUCCAGAUCUCUGGUCUCCGCAGUAGUGGGAACAAAGCUGAGAGUACCCCAGCCCCUACUUCUGCCAGGCCAUUCCAGAGAGCAGCAGAACCCAAGAAACCAGAGCAGGUGUUGAAGAAACCCAGCCAGGAAGGCCUUCCUAAUUCAACCAAGCCAUCUGUUUCAUCUUCUGGAAGCUCUGGCUUCAAAAGUGUAAAUACUCCCUGGUCCUCUUCAGCUGUAAAUAAAUCAGAUGACUGCAAAGGUACCUCAUUGGGAAAUAGAGCAGCCCACCGUGAAGGAACCUCAACACAGCCUCCUUGGACAACCUCCACAACAAAAACACAGCAAGCCCGAGAACAGUUUUUUCAGUCAUUGGAGUCCUCCAGCAAUAAAACCUCUGACACUAAGAAACAAGUCUCUUCUUCUCAGGGCCCUAGUAAAACUGCCACUGCCAGAACCACUGCUGAGGUCAGUCCAGUGAAUGCUGAGAAGGAUCAGGCACGUAACCGUAUUAUACGUGCUCUGCCUGGGUCAAACAGCUCAGCUCUGGCUGGAUCAAGCACCUCUCCAAGUAGGCCAGGAGGACUCAGUUCCACUGCCUCCUCAGCCUCCAGCACUGGCAAGUUUUCUCCCACCAGUUCUCGGUGGCAGAGUCCAGCUCCAAAAGCACAGUUCAGCAAAACAGGGCACACAGCACUAAAACAGGAAAAGAUUACAGACCCUCUGCCCAAGAGCCAGGCUGCCAGCAAACCUAUUGACUCUGUGCACAAGCCAGAGUCGAAGGGCAUCAAAGGAAGCACAAAUGUUGGUGAAGACAAGUCUGAGAGCCCAGCAGAGUGGAGAUCUCGGUUGAAGCCUGUAGCCACCAAAGACCAAGCUGGCUCUAAGAAACCUACUGAUACCCCUCAGGUGGGAACAGGGAGCCCAGCGCCCCAGGAGACAAAGCCAAGUCCACUAGUUGUUCCAUCAGCAAAGCAGGACUCUGCUUCAUCUGAUGGAUUCAAGAAGAAGAAGUUGAUUCCCAGCUCAGACCUUGUCAGGAGCUGUCAGAAUUCAAUGCAAGGCUGGGAAGACCCUGGGGACUGUGUCAAGAAGAAAGAAGAGGGCAACCAGUUGAAGAAAAGCACUACCACAUUUAAACCCUCUGUUCCAAAAAGUAUCCAGAGCACUGAAGUGGUGUCCCCAACCAAGCUGCACCCAGACUACCUCCCUGAGGAGGAAAUCCAGGAGGAAGUGCGUGCCAUCGAGAAGAAGCUGGAUGAGCUGGAACUGAAAGGAGUGGAUCUGGAGAAGCAGCUGCGUGGCUGUGAGGGAGAUGAGUCUGAGGAUGCUCUGAUGGUGGAUUGGUUCAAACUGAUCCAUGAGAAACAACUGCUGCUCAGACAUGAAUCGGAGCUGAUGUACAAGAUGAAACAGCAGAAGCUGGAGGAGCAACAGUGGAAUAUUGAGACGGAGCUGCGACACCUCAUGAGCAAGCCAGAGGAACUGAAGACAGCCAGGGAGAAGGAGCGAGAGAAGGAGCUGCUGGAGUCAUAUCUGAACACAGUCAACGAUCGCAACAGUAUUGUGGAGUGUCUGGAUGAGGACAGGCUCAGAGAGCAAGAGGAGGACCAGAUGUUGGCAGACAUGAUCCAGAGGUUGGAUGGAUCUCUCGAGAGCCAGGAGCCAGAAAAGAAAAAGAAGUUCUCCUUGUCCAGAAUAUGGAAGCAGAAAAGUAAAGAGUAAAGCUCAGGAGUGAUGUUCCUUUGCCCAGUGGCUCAGAGAAGGCCAUCAAAGGUAUGUUCCUUCCUCACUGCUGCUUUCCUGGAGUUGUGCAGAACCGUGCUGAGGCUCCUCUGCUCCCUGAUUUGGAGACUGCGGGUUCAUGGGCCAGAGGGACAGUGUGAGUCCCCUCUGGCUCUGGUAUGGGGCUCAAGGAUACCUUCUCCAGAAGAUGGACUUCUAAGACUGUUUUCCUCCUUUGGAUCUCACUCAGAGCUGUCUUCAGCCUCGUUGGCAGCUCAUGAGGGCAGAGCUCAGUCUGCCCAUGCCCUGCUGGGGCUAUCCCAGCCCUGGUGCAGGAGGAUGGCACCCAGGGCUGCACCCACAGUUGCUACACCGCUCUGCCAAAGGGCCCUUCUCCCUCCCUGCGUGUGCUGUGGCUCUUUGCCCUGGAUCAGGGACCCAGAGAGGGAGGUGCUGUGGGGUGGGGGAGAUUGAGUCUCCCCUUUAUGAUGCCAGUGCAAACUGGAGCUGUAGGCCCCACAGCCAGGGGGAGGCAAAGACCAGAACCACCUCUGUGUCUGUGGGGUGGGGUGUUCUAGAUCCAGAGUAGUUUCAGCAAUAGUGCUGUUUCCACACCUCCUUUUGGAAGUUACUGUAGGCUGGUUUCUCAAAGCCGUGAGAGGUUGCUCACUGCUUCAUUCCCUCUGUGGGGGAGAUUUGUAGCUUCCUUAUUUCUCUGACUGCACAGUGAAGCAGUGUUUUCAUUGUCUGGCCCAACUUGCUGGAAAUGAGCAGACUUUACAACCUGAUGCUAACUGAGAGCAGAAUGGUUUUGCCUCACCCACGAGGCCUCUGUAUGGGACUAGUAUUUCAGUUCCUGAGGCUCCAUCCCUGGACAGGGAUGCUGUGGUUCACCAGGGGAGUACAGGCAGGUCCUGGGCUGUGGCAGUGAGUCUUCCUGCUCUUCCCUUAGUCUAGUGACUGCAGCCAGACACUUGCCCUGUGUGGCAGCAUCCUCUCUUCCCCGUCAACCUGGGGAGCAGGGAUGGAGACAGACAGCAACAGAUCAGAUUAAUUCCUGAUCCCUCCUAGCCCUGGUAUGUGUGGACUUCCCUCCUCUCUUCAAGCUUUGAGGUACUUUGAAGUUACUUCGGGUCCUGUUCUGCAGCAGGGCCUGGCAUUUUACACGGAGGAGGUUUGCUGCCCGCCGAGCCCGGUGGCAGAGCAGAGGCGAUGCGCCCCUUUCCCACGAGGUGGCAGUGGGGCUCUCUGUCCCACAGCCAGCCCUGGCACCGCAGGCACCUCCUGGGUGAGGUACCAAGUGGCCGAGGGGGUUCCUGGUGCCUCCAGCGUGUGUGUUCGUGUGGUGGGACACCCUGUACCCGUGUAUGGUUUUGUCCAAUAAAGA
This is a messenger RNA of Colius striatus (speckled mousebird), 3868 nucleotides long. RefSeq names its product MICAL like 2 (gene MICALL2). The record is from RefSeq and is a predicted model, not a curated record. The transcript is spliced from 17 exons. Gene Ontology annotation, molecular function: protein binding. Bases 61 to 2481 code for a protein of 806 amino acids. Lineage: Eukaryota; Metazoa; Chordata; Aves; Coliiformes; Coliidae.